This is a messenger RNA of Bombina bombina (fire-bellied toad), 1768 nucleotides long. It is a transcript of the gene KHDRBS3, whose product is annotated as KH RNA binding domain containing, signal transduction associated 3. The record is from RefSeq and is a predicted model, not a curated record. Gene Ontology annotation, biological process: regulation of alternative mRNA splicing, via spliceosome. Gene Ontology annotation, cellular component: nucleus. Gene Ontology annotation, molecular function: mRNA binding. The transcript is spliced from 9 exons. Lineage: Eukaryota; Metazoa; Chordata; Amphibia; Anura; Bombinatoridae. The coding region runs from base 203 to 1231 and encodes 342 amino acids.
CAUUGUCACUCACAGCACAGCUGGUCUGGUUACUAUAGGAAAAAAGUGAAGAAGCGUUCUUGGUUUAGUGAGAACUGCUCCUGAAGUUAUUGUGCGCGAGUCUUCUGUGGCGCAGGUGACUUGUGCAGCUCCUCUUUAUUGUUGUACCUUGGUGUUCUCGGACUUGUUCCCAGGUGUCGGCUCCAGCUGUGGUGUCUGUGGGAUGGAGAAGUAUCUUCCACAGCUCAUGGCUGAAAAGGAUGCGUUGGACCCGUCCUUCACUCAUUCCUUGAGGAUGGUUACUGAAGAAAUUGAAAAAAUUCAGAAAGGCGAAGAAGAGAGCACAGAAGACCAAUAUAUAGAUGUUGUGAUCAAUAAAAAUAUGAAAUUGUCACAAAAAGUCCUAAUCCCCAUUAAACAGUUCCCUAAGUUCAAUUUUGUUGGUAAGCUGUUGGGCCCAAGAGGCAAUUCUUUGAAAAGGUUACAAGAAGAUACAUUGACAAAGAUGUCCAUUCUAGGCAAAGGAUCAAUGAGAGAUAAAGCUAAGGAAGAAGAACUGCGGACAAGUGGAGAAGCAAAAUAUUUCCACUUAAACGAUGACCUCCACGUUCUUAUUGAAGUUUUUGCUCCACCAGCCGAAGCAUAUGCCAGAAUGGGACAUGCUCUGGAAGAGAUAAAGAAAUUCCUUAUUCCAGAUUACAAUGAUGAAAUCAGACAAGCACAGCUACAAGAGCUUACCUAUUUAAAUGGUGGAUCUGAAAAUGAGGAAGUUCCAGUUGUUCGUGGUAAACCAGCGAUUCGUUCUCGGGGAGUACCAGUGCCUGCACUUGCCAGGGGUCGUGGAGGCAUCCCUCCCCCUAAUGCUGGUGUACCGCGAGGAGCUCCAGCUCCAAGAGGAGUAACCCCAUCACGGGUGUCUGCCACACGCGCUCGUGGAAUUAUAGCCUCAAGAGCAAGAGGUGCACCUCCCCCUGCAGGAUACAGACCUCCACCCCCCGCCCCUGAUACAUAUGGAGAAUACGAUUAUGAUGAUGGGUAUGGCACAGCUUAUGAUGAACAAAGUUAUGACUCUUACGACAAUAACUAUAAUUCACAAGGACAAAGCACAUCAGAUUAUUAUGAAUAUGGACAUGGGCUUGAAGACACAUAUGAUUCUUACGGUCAAGACAGUUGGGCCAACUCACGACAUAAGGCACCACCAGCACGAGCAACAAAAGGAACCUACAGAGACCAGCCCUAUGCCAGAUACUGAUUGUACAGUCUGACGUUGUGAAUUAUCCAGUCUUCUCCAGCUCUGUAUACUGUUCAAAGUAAUUUUUUUUUUCUAUGAACACUCCCUUUAUAUUGUUGACAAUGCUAACUACCCGAAUGGAUGGACUGAACCUAAAAAAUUAUAUUUUGUUGAAAGACAAACCGGAAAAAAAACAAACACAAAAGUUGUAAAAAUUAUAUUGUUCUUUCUAGUCUGUGAUUGAAAAUAGGUUGUCAAAAGAACGAACAUAACUUUUGAUUAACUAGUGUUAAACAAGUUAGAUUUUCCUAAAUAUGUUAAUCCAUUCUUUUAACAUAAGCGUAACCUUUUAUUUUAAAGGUUUUUGACAAAGUUUAGUUCACACAUCUUUAUUUAAACAAUUUGCUACUUUCUCUUGUAAAUCUGCGGAAAGAGAAAACUUCAAAAUGCAAAUAAUGUGGUAUUUUUUUUGUAAGAAGUCUUGAAAUGUACUGUAGUGUUGAGCAAAAAAAAAAAAAUUACUGUUGCUUAAUACUAAAUAAACUUUUGAAAAAAAAC